AUGGAAAAUUACUUAGACAUGAGUAAUGCAUGGCCAAUGCCAUUAUAUUCUGAGGUUGCAGACAGUAAUACAAAUAAAGUCUUGCCGCAUCAACAUAAAAGUGUGAACAGUGAUGAUUACAAUUUAUGUGUACAACAAACUUCUCUGUGUCAUUUUAUUGGUACCGAGCAAGUGCAAUCGGUGAAAAUUUUACUUAAUCAGGGAGCUGCAGUUAAUGUCACAAUGUCAUCGCCGCAUUAUACUGGGUACACUUUAUUGCACUACGCGGUUGAACGCAGCAACGCCGAAAUAGUAGAAUUGUUGCUGAAAAAUGGUGCCCAUGUUGAUGCUUCUACAGUAGAGAACAGACUUAAACCUAUUCAUAUCGCAGUUAUGAGAGGAAAUUAUGAUAUCAUAAAAUAUCUUUUAAUAUAUAAAGCACAAAUUGAUGCAACAUUCGAUGUGGCGAUUUCAAAAGAGUACAGUUGUUUACAUCUAGCCGCUCAAAAUAAUGACUUAAACGUUAUUAAAUUACUUUUGGAAUCCGGCGCUGACAUAAAUUUACAAGAUAAGGAGAAGCGCACUCCUCUUCAUUUAGCGAUUCAAGCUGCUCAAGUGGAAGCUGUAAAUUUAUUAUUGAAGUAUCAUCCUAAUACUAUGCUGAAAAAUUGCCAGCAACAAACACCCUUAAUUUUUGCACUCGACAAUAUGUGCCCAGUUUUGUUUCUUCGCGUGAAUAAUAUUGAAGAUCUUGUGAAAUUACGCUUACAGCAUCAGUAUAGUGGUUGUAAAUGUGAAAUAAUUACGCACACUUUGGUUCGUCAUUUAAUAAAGCUGAAAGUAGCAAAUUUUAAAAUUGACGAAAAGGAUCAAGAAAUUAUUUUACUCAGUGAAACUUAUCGCGAGUUAGAAAGCUCUUGCUCAAACGAAUUAGAACAAAUGCAAGUGUUGGUUGUUAAAAAUAUGACAAUUCAAAAAUUGCGAGAUUUACAAGCAGUAACACAUUUAGAACUUCUAUCAUUGUUCCGUGGUGAACCAGUCAUCCGCGAGCCUCGUAGCCAAACAUUAAAAAGAGAUCAGGAUAUUAACAAUGCUUGGAUAUUAUACGAACAAAAUAUUUUAAAUAUUCAAUCUUUCCUAGCAUAUGCUAGUUUUUUUCUGAAGCCCGCGUAUCAAGAAGAAGAGCAGAACCUUAAUAAUAUGGAUAUCGCGACUGAUGAAGAGGAGGAUGUAUUAGAAGUAGGAGGCGUGAUUCUACAGCCACCAGAAUACUAUUAUGCAAUGGAAGUUUUUCAUGAAAUUGAUGUAGUGUUUGAAUAG
Cotesia congregata is the source of this 1299-nucleotide messenger RNA. NCBI's taxonomy places the organism in Eukaryota, Metazoa, Arthropoda, Insecta, Hymenoptera, Braconidae. The record is from the annotation of a GenBank genome assembly.